ACGGCUUUAUACGAUGACGUCAUCAAGGCUGAGCUAGCAAAGCUCUGGCUGUGACGGCGCUGGCUGGGAUCGAGAGGACGAGAGCGAACAGACCUGCCCUGUACCUCUUGAUAAGUGAAGCUGCAACUCUAAAUCUAGAGGAGGUGAUACUAGCGUGAAACGCGACCUUGGAUACGGAAUACAACCUAGACGCAACCAUCAAGCACAGUAGUGGAAUGGAUCAGGAGCAAUUAAACGUGGCUCCAUUAACCAGACGGUCACGACACCUGUCAAGGGCCAAUGUGAUGAGCGAACUCCAUCGUCUCUGUCGAAACGGGGACUUGUCGGCCAUCAAGAGCUACCUGAACGAGGCCAUCAUGUCCAACGUGAUAAACCAGGUGGCCGGGGAGAACGGUUGUACGCCGCUGCACGAAGCAGCUAUGGCCGGACGAGACGAUGUAGUUAGACUUCUCAAGGAGGAGUGCCAGGAAUCCAUCGAUAUGGACGCCAGGUCCCAGCAUGGUCCGGCGUCCACCGCACUCCACCUCGCAGCAGAGAGGGGCCACGUAGAUGUCGUGGCGGCCCUAAUCAACUGCGGAGCGACGGUUGGGGCCGUGGAUCGACGGUGGAGAACUGCAAGGGACGUGGCCGAGGAAAACGGGAAGCGACAGGUUUUCCGAGUCAUCACUCUCACUGAAAUGCAGAAAGCAGCAAGAGAAGGAAAUCUAGAUAAGCUCACAGAGGUCCUCUCCCAACUCACCGAGACAAGCCAACUCACCGACAGCGUCAAAACAAUACAGCAGGAGACACUCAAUGCCUCACUAGUUGAGGCCAGCAUAACGGGUAACUAUAAGAUAGUCCUGCUACUGGUAGAUGCGGGGGCAAACAGCUUUGCCGAGUGCAUCGAGAAAGGUCCCCGGCUGAAUCACAUCAUGGCCUACCUCCGUCUCUGCCAAGCUGCCCACGAAGACGACAGGAGGACCAUCCAGCUCUUGCUCGAACACGACGAAGACGAGAUCAUGAACAGCUCGCUCUUUCCCGAGAUUGCCAAGUACCGGCAGGUCAUGAUGCCUCUCCUGGACAACGGUAAGCUGUCGGUUGCUACACCCAUCAGGGUUGCUCUAAAGGCCAACAACGUCCUCGCAGCUGGAAAUAUUCUCCUGCGAUUUUCCAAGCACCCCAGCUCGGGCAUCGUUGAUUGGCACGGCCUGGAUCUGGAAUCAAUUCCCGGUGCCUGGAUACGAGCAAUAGAGUACCCCAACCUCAACUUCAUCUCCUUCUCGUUCAACAAGCUAAAGCAGAUCCCGACGGAGCUAACGCAGUUCAAGAACCUGAUGAAGCUCCAGGUGGAGUCGAAUCAGCUCACUUUCGUCCCGUCAGAAAUCCUGGAGCUUCCGUGUCUAGAGGACCUUGACCUCUCUUUCAACUCCAUCUCGUCCCUCCCAGAAGCCCUCCUGGGAAAGCUCUCCCUGGUUCUGACAGACAUCAAUCUCUCCCACAAUAAACUCUCUAGUCUCCCGGCCUACUUUGAGUCGGGGUCCAUCCGCCAUCUGGACAUCAGCCACUGUCUCUUCUCCACAGUCCCAGAGUGUGUAUGUGCCAUGCCCCAGCUCCAGUCCCUCAACCUGAGCCACAAUAUCGAGAUCAGUCACAUUCCCUACGGCAUCGGUGACCUGCGGUACAUGCAGGCCCUAACUCUGGAAGGACUUCCCUACCUCCUAAACCUUCCGCCACGCCAGGAGUGCCAGCCGCUCAAUUUCCUCCGAAAGCGCUUCGAGUCGAUGCAGACAAUCCCUCAUUUCGAGCUGCAGAUCGUGGGGUCACCCAUCAGCGAAAAAGUCGUCGACCAACUCCGACUUAUAUUCUCCGGCUCAAAACUCCCCUGUAGCAUCUUGCACUACUUGAGCUCGGUCCAGUUUUUGUACCUCCAUAAUGUGUUUCGCCUGGAGAACACCGCCUACCUGGUUGUGUGGGACUGCCACAAUAAGCAGCACCCAAACGCCUUCUACAGAGUGUUGCGUCACCUCUCCAUCGUCAAUCCUAGUAGCCCAGUGGUGGUGGCUGCCUGUUGGAAGAGCAAUGUCACUCCCGAGAUGGAAAAAGCUGUGCAGGAGACAAUUUCACAGAGUCUCUGGAAAGACCUCAGCGGCCGAGUCCACGUUCGUCAUCUUUUACUGGACUCUGACGAAGAGAGCAACCCCCACUCGAUUCCGCAGUUUGUUGCAUUUGUAGAGCGAGUGAGCAAGAAAGUCGAGAGCACUUACUUUGUUCCUCGUAGCUACUACGAGUGCACCAAGUACCUGCCGAAGGUGGCCGAGGAGCGGCUAAACACAGAGCUGAAGCCACCCAUGAUGAAACAGUACGACUUCUUCAGCCUCAUCUGCAGCAUGCCCACAAACGACAUCAGCAGUAACAAGGAGCUCCCCGAGCUGGUGAGCUUUCUGGAGAAGAUCGGUAUCGUUCUCAACAUCCCCAGCAAUCAGAUGAGAAAGCAGAGUCUUUUCCUCAUAGACAGGCAGUGGUUUUGCGAUGUACUCAGUCACGCGGUGUCCCACACCAGCGACACUAUGGGCUACAGGAACUACACUGGGAUUGUGCGACAGGAGGGUCUCAUUGACCUCCUGGACUGCCCCACACUCACCGAGAAAGAGGUCCCAGAUGCACUCCGUGGAUUUGUCAACCACCACAGCAUAGCCAUUGCCUUCAGCAGUACCCAGUGGCUCGUCCCCAGCAUGCUGGACGCAAAGCCAGACGCCACCGUCCCCUCCUUCUUCUCCCAAUUUGGCAUCAGGAAGCAGUACACGUUUGCACUCACCCCGAUAACCUUCUGGGGACGUCUCAUCACUCAUCUUGUCAUCAACCUCGAGAACUACCCCCGAGAGGCAGCCCUCGAAACGGGAUCGGGGCAGCCGCCGGUCUUAGACUGGUCGUACUGGGCCACUGGCAUGAUUUGCUCACAGAACGGCACGGACCUCCUGUUUUGCAUCGAAGCUAUCAAAGCCAGUACGGAGCCGUUCAUGGAGGGAUUGGAGAUCCGUGCUCCCAACACACCCAAGGGAUCGCACAUUAUGCAGACGCUCACCUUCACCAUCGAGAGCCUCUUGCGAAACUGGUACCCCACUCUCUGGAGGACCGUGGAGAUCUGGAUCCCCUGCAGCUACUGCAUCCACCACAGGACCCCCGAGAUACCGUCCGUGUCGUUCAAUGAUGCUCUCCAGGCCGUGUCAAAGGGUGUCGGGGUCAAAUGCACCAACCACCCGGAGAAAGUCGUCUCCAUUGCGAAACUGAUCCCGGAUCUCUUUCAGCACAAGGUGAGCAAAGAUUUCUUCAUCCCGCCGGGGAAAGUGGUGUUCAACCCUAGUGACAAGUCCACGUGCCUCAGCCCUCUUAACUCCGAGACGGUCUUCAAGGGAAAGUUUAACGGGUCUCUUGUCGCUGUCAAAGUGUACCCUCACCCGGUCCCCAAUAAAGCCAAUACAAAUACCGACGCCUCGUCGUCCAAAACGUUGGCGCUAAUGGAGAUGUGGCAGGAAUACCAGGCCAUUCAGACGGUACAAUCCAGCGGGUGUCCCUUCCUCGUGAACCUACUGGGGGUAUGCGAGAGUCCUCUCUGCUUGGUCUUCCCCUUUGCACGGUGGAGCUCUUUGGAAGACGUGCUCCAGGACAAGGAGAUAUACAUCCAGCUCUUGGUGCGUGUCCGCAUGGUCCACCAGCUGGCCUCGGCACUGCUUGCCAUCCACUCCCAGCACAUGAUCCAUCGCCACGUGUGUCUAGCCAACAUCCUGGUCAACUCACUGUCUCCCAACGAGGCAGUCAACAUCAAGCUGGCCGGUUUCUCCGAAGCCUGCCACACCAUGUUCCAGGGAGUCAGCAAGGGGUACCACGGGACUUUCCCUGCACCGGAAAUGUCAGAGGAGGUCAGCCAAGACUACGAUGAGAGAGUCGACAUAUUUGCGUUUGCUUUCGUGUCCUACGAAAUCAUCACGAGGCACAGGAUUCACGUCAACUCGCGAGUGUCCCUUUUGAAGGUUCUGUUUCAUCCGGUGAGGCCAAGCCUGGCUCCAAUCAUGACCCGCCUCCCGUACUUUGCCGGGGUAAUCAGCCGGUGUUGGAACGCGGACCUGACGGUGCGACCAUUUGCCAGCGACGUCGCCCAGUUCUUUAAAGAUCCGGUCGGCGUGCUGACAAGGGCUUGCCGCUGCAUCAGCAAGAAACACAGUUUUUUCACCGGUGCUGCAAACUUUGUGCGGACGACGCACGGAAUCAACUCGGACGUCUUUCUCUGCAGCGGUGCACUGGAGGGAGGCGAAGAGGCAACUCUUUUCCACUUCUCCAUACCCGGCUUGACGCUCCACCGAACUGCAAGGGUUCCAUCUGUCCUCAUUAUCUGCAUGUGCUGCAUCGGGAACCAGCUGUGGGUGAGCAUCUAUGGGAAGAAAGUACUCGUCUAUUCAACUGCCGACCUCAAGUACAAGAGCGAGUUUGUCUUCAAGCAGCACGUGGUUGCAAUGGCUGUUAGCCCCACGCAGGUGUACCUGGGCCUUGACAACGGCGUGUUACAGGUCUACAAUGUUUCCAGUGACGUCGUCCCGGCAGAGCCCUUCCUGACAAAGAUUGUUUCCCAGGGACAAGAUUUCAAGGUCAUCGAAGCUCUAGAGGACUGCGUGGUGUGUGCCACAAAGGACACAAUCUACAAACUCCAUCCCGACCUCCUUUACACCGAGACAAAGUGGCCCAUCGCAUCCGACGUCGAGAUUCGAAACCUGGCAAUGACGCAAUUCACCGACGACGACGAUACCAUAUGGAUCUCUUUCAGACGACUCGACAGAGUCGAGGUGAGAAAGGCGGACUCGGGCACUUAUCAGUUCACCAUCGAGUGCUCUAGAGUCCUGGAGAUGAAGAGCGAGGACGUUUGGGUGGUCACGAUGCGUGUGGUCGUGGACACGGUGUGGAUAGGACUCAACACUGGCCACGUACUGAUAUUCAGUACCAUCACAGGUACCUCAAAGUCUGCACCGCAGCAACCCCAGCUGCUAACACACUUCAAGCUGCAUGAAGGAGAAGUCCGGCAGUUGUUACUGCUCCAUCCUUCGUACAUGGGGCCGUCGUCCAUUGAAAGGGAUGGAGAGCAACUCCUUAGUAGCAUGACAGGCGUCCAGACCCCUUACGAUGAGCGGGUGUACGUUUUGAGCUGUGGCGAAGGUCUUGUCAAGCAACUGCCGACGCUGAGUCACACCGGUACAAUUGUGGGGGAAGACCACCACUCUGCAGCGAAAGGUCCCCCCGAGCCUAACAGAGAGGAUCUGUAUGCAGUCAUGCUGGAGGGUAUGUGCGAGAGCAGAGUCAGUGACAUGGAGAGCAAGUGCGAGCGGCCGUUUUUUGCAUACAUGCGACCGCAAGAGUCUUCCUACUACACGGUACCUGCCAGAGAGUAUGCCGAUGUUUAUACGAAUCCAGCGUUCCGUACAAAUACCUGGUCGGCAGCUUCCGUCCUCUCUCCCAUUGAGAGCAAAAUGAAGAAACUGCACUCUCGCGACGAAGACUCAGAGAUAUACGAGAGCAUUAGACACUGGAGCAUUUCAAAGGUGAGACAACCGAAACCCGUAGGAAGCCCAGAACCACCACCUCAAGAGUUGACUGACUCUCCGCCCAAGUUGCCGCCUCGCAAUCCAGUUUCUCGUCCCCUCACUUCUUCUCCGAUUCUGUCUGCCAAACGUCUGCCGGUGAUAAUAGAGCGAGAGAGAGAGAAUAGCGUUGGAGCCUCUCACAGUAGCACUGAGCUGAGUGGGAGCUCCACCCUGCCUCCUGGGGCCAAGAACUCGCUCUCAGUUCAAGGUGACAUUCCCUCGAGGGACAAGUUACGAUCGGCUACGAUCCCCAACAGAGCUGGGCUGGUGAAUUCCCCUUCUCCCAGUGACAAAAUGGACGAUUCGUGUGAAGACAGUAUGUACGAUCCCUACGUGUCGAUGGUGAGCGUGAUGCAGGCGAGAGCCCAUUCAGUCGCUCUGCCGGCAAGAGCAACUAGUUCACCUAAAUCUCUGCGACCAUCGUCUAAGCAAAAUCCUCCACCGGUGCCCCCAAAACCUAAACCAAACAAAAGCUUGCCCCCAAGGCCACCUCCCAGGGAUUCUAAAGACCUGCAUUCAUGAGGGUUUUUACAUGGGCAAUCUCUCUACCAUCUACAUACAUACACACAUACAUACAUACCCAUAUGUAAACAUCUCUGGCUUUGUAUCUCAACAUUUUUCCACCUGUCUGCGCCUGUUCUCAGCUGUAUUUUUUAAACAAAUUAUACAGGGCUUAUCUGUAAUGUAAACAGUUUGUUUACCUAUUCUAUAGCGUAGCGCUGCAUUUUUCACUUUGAUAAGUGGA
Molecule: messenger RNA, 6351 nt
Organism: Geodia barretti
Lineage: Eukaryota; Metazoa; Porifera; Demospongiae; Tetractinellida; Geodiidae
Source: the annotation of a GenBank genome assembly